Gigantopelta aegis is the source of this 3162-nucleotide messenger RNA. RefSeq lists its product as uncharacterized. Gene Ontology annotation, molecular function: antiporter activity. Lineage: Eukaryota; Metazoa; Mollusca; Gastropoda; Neomphalida; Peltospiridae. The coding region runs from base 969 to 3128 and encodes 719 amino acids. Gene Ontology annotation, cellular component: Golgi apparatus. The record is from RefSeq and is a predicted model, not a curated record. The transcript is spliced from 2 exons.
UUUAAUAUAUCUGUGUGUCUGUGUGUUUGUCUGUCUGUCUUCGUUCUGGAGCGUGAUAUAUGAAACGUAGGUACCCGUUAGAUUAUUUCUUUUGAUUAAACUAAUUAGAUAUUUUACGGACACCUCGCCCCACAAACAUGUCAGUAUGAUGAAUGAAUUAAACUAUUAAAGUUGUGCAAUAUUGGUUAAAAUACCGACAAAGACUGGAGUACUCGCUCUGUUUAGCAAACACUUUACCAACAAUCUUUUUGUUUCACUUAUUUUCGUUGGAUAAAAAACAAAUAUAAAGCAAGAAUAUCUAUUAUACAUAAAUAUACAAUAUUACUAUUUAGUAAGCUGACAUGAAUGGCAAUUACAAUACUAGGUGUUUCAAAACGAGCGAAAGCGAGUUGGAUACACUUUUAAACAACGAAUUGUAAUAUAAAUGAAGCUAUUUCUUAGAUACAAUUAAAAACCAGGUUUAAAAAUUAAAUUAAGUUACAAUGUAUUUUGAAAACUAAUAACUUAGAACAGAUAUUUUAGUAUGGCGCUUUUGCUUGUGCACGUCAUCAGCAGUAAUUAGUAUUACUUGAGUUAACUUCAGUGAACGGUGUGAAUUUAACAUCCAAAUCAUCAACUGGAGCAGCCAAUGAUAUGUCUUUAAAUCGAUCUCGAACAUGUUGGAUAUCGCCGUAUGAUAGCACAAUCUUAAACAGUAUCCUCUCAAAUGGAUGUGUAAGACAUAUCAUGUUUGAUAGUUAAACACCUGUGUUUUUCAGACCUCAAGGACGCUUGCCAUUCAUGGCUUGUGCAUCUUCUUUACCUGGACAGUGACGUCAUUCCUGUGUCACCAAAGCGCCAAAACCUUUCUUUACAACGGCAUUACGUACUUAAACGGUCAUGGUCAGGGUCUUUUUCUUCCGGUAGUUCUGACACUCUCGCAACUUGCCGCAUGCUUUACGGCCGUGGACGUUCGGCUACAGAGGGACAUGGUGUUCUACGUGAUCAUCCUGUCGCACACAGUCGCCACGUUCGCCACAAACUGCAGCAUGGCACUGAUGCACGCCUCCUCCACGUUCGCCAUCAAACUGAUGGAACCCAUAACGAGUGCCGUGUUUCAGCGCCUGUUCCUCGCGACAUCCCUCACCAGGUCCACCCUCAUCAGCCUGCCACUGAUCGUCUCCGGAGCAGUCAUCUUCGCGGGAAACCCUUUUGUGACAUCAUCGAUCUCCAUGGGUGUACUGACGGCGCUUGCCUCCAAUGUCAUCCUGGCGAUCAGAAACGUCGCCAUGAAGUUGGAACAAAACGAAUCCAGGGAGUUAAGACUUCGCUCGGCGGUACACAUCGGCAGUGGCGUGCUGUGCUCAGUCACAUUUACUGCUGCCGUGUAUAUACUGGAAUCCAGACAUAUCUUGCCACCGAUGGCGACACUGACCACAGGGACAAUGCUGUUGUCCAGCGUCUUCCACGUCGUCUACUCGUACGUGUCUACCAACAUCGUCCUGCGAUACAUGACCGUGGUGAGUCACGCCGUCAGCAACAUCCUGAAAAGAGUCAUCGUGGUCCUUCUUCUGUACGCGUUUGGACACAGACACGCGACCACCUGGAACUUCGCGGGUUUGGUCGUCUGCACGUUAGGUCUCCUGGUGUUUAUAAGAGGAAAGAUUGCUCUUCAAAAUACAAAGAAAGAAGAUCAUAAAACGUUAGAUGUAUCCAAGUCAAGAAAGAGCAUUGGUAAACUUGCUAUGAUAGUCAUGUUGAUAGUGUCGGUCAUUGGAAUAUUAGGGCGGUUUGGUGGCGCUGGUGUAAACACUCUCAAAGUAAUCCAGAGACACGUUUUGACAGAGACCAACAACCUGUUGGACUCCGCUGGAUUCCAGUCCGCCGAAACGUUGAGUCGAAUUUCUGAUGCUUCUUUACUACGGUCAUUUGAAGAUAGAACAUUUGGAGCAGAGUCCUUAAAACCUGUGGACCAAACUGAGCUCUUUCCAGACAUGGAAGCAAGUUAUUUGGCUGCAAAUAAGAGCGAAGUGGAAAACUUCCUGAAAUGGCGGCUCAUAGACCAUGGGUUCAAAACAAAUCUUCUAGCUCAGUUGUUGCCAAGCAAUAUUGAAAUAAUACGUGAAGCACAGAGGGUACAUUUUAAUUUAUUUCAAGAUCUCAUUGGCCAUUUUAAGUAUGCCAUGUUCUUCGAUGUUGCCUCCUUUGAGAAUAAAGGUGAUCCGGCAAUCACUGUUGGUGAAGUUUAUUUACUGCGACGUCUCGGAAUAGAAGUGGUAUACUACUGCAGUUUUAGCACCUGCAUGCGGGAACAGAUACAAGAUUAUGCUGGUAACAUGAGCAAAAAGUAUUCCACUGAUGAGCUUGUUAUCCUCAUCCACGGCGGAGGGAAUCUAUUGGGGUACGCUAUGAAUGAUAUCCUGAGGGAACGGCUGUUUCCGAGGUUCCCUGGCUUCAAGAUAGUGGUAUUUUCUCAAAGCGUGUAUGCCCGUCAUUUCGGAGGAGGUCACUUUUACCGCUGCCAGAAGCUCUACUGCUGCAACCCAAACCUGACGAUAGUCCUGAGGGACAAGCAGUCGUUAGACAUCGCUCUGAAGUACUGGAAUAACGGAACGAAGUUCAUGAUGGCGCCAGACAUGGCCUUCCAGCUCGGCGCCGCUCACAGAUUCAUGUCUCCUAUCUAUGACAUAAUGUGGCUCAAACGAAAGGAUAGUGAAUCUCCUCAAUAUUCUGUCAGAGAGAAGACGCUACCAAAGAACGUGACUGUUAAGAUAUCGGACUGGUGGGGCUGGGCGACUCCCAAAGGUUCUACGAACAUGGAGAAUGCUUUUCUUAUAGCGAACAAUGGACUGGUGUUCCUGCAACGAGGACGAGUGGUGAUCACCGAUCGUCUCCAUGGACACAUACUGAGCACGCUGCUGAACAUACCCCACGUGUUGAUUGAUAACCAGUACAAAAAGCUGUCUUCUUUCCACAACACAUGGACGAGAAGUCUGGAAAAUGUGUUGAUAACCAAUGAUAGCUCCAAGGCGUUUGGCCUCGCCUUGACGUUGUUGGAAAAAUACAAACACAAGCUUCCAGAAAUUGUUCCGUUCGUAGAUCUGAACGAAGAUCCUUUUUAUAGAUUUAAUAAGAAAUCUUUAGGUUAAUCAUUGUGUGUGUGUGUGUGUGUGUGUGUGUGUG